Messenger RNA from Cercospora beticola, 8126 nucleotides. It is a transcript of the gene ALT5, whose product is annotated as Highly reducing polyketide synthase alt5. Gene Ontology annotation, biological process: fatty acid biosynthetic process; secondary metabolite biosynthetic process. The record is from RefSeq and is a predicted model, not a curated record. Gene Ontology annotation, molecular function: 3-oxoacyl-[acyl-carrier-protein] synthase activity; oxidoreductase activity; fatty acid synthase activity. NCBI's taxonomy places the organism in Eukaryota, Fungi, Ascomycota, Dothideomycetes, Mycosphaerellales, Mycosphaerellaceae.
GACGUGGAUAAGCUGGUGGCCUGUCCUUGUCUCACGCGUCGUAAAUGCUUGGCAAACACCAUGCGAAGCUCGAUAGAGUGAAGCAAUGCACAACACUUUGGCUGCUGUCCAGUGCUCGGCAACGUUCCAACGCCGCCUCUUGCAUGGUAUCGGCAGUUUGAAUGCGCCUCCACUAGCCCUCGGGCUCGAAUAUGCUAGGUGAGUACAGCCACUACUACAAGGACGAUCCGAUCUGCAUUUCUAACAUCUUAACGAUCAGGCAAAAGCGAUGGACCCAACACAUCGUAUGUUAUUAGAGGCUACCUACGAAGGGUUCGAAAAUUCCGGAUUGACCUUGCAGGAGGUCUCUGGAACACAGACGUCAGUCUAUAUCGGCACAUUUACUGGAGACUUUCCUAACCUGCAAGCACGAGAUAAUGAGGGACCAUCGAUCUAUCACGCGACUGGGCUGUCCUCGUCUCUUGCAUCGAAUCGAUUAUCGUGGUUUUACAAUCUGCGGGGGCCUAGUAUGACUGUGGACACGGCCUGUUCGUCCAGCUUAACAGCUUUCCACCUUGCUUGUCAAAGCAUUCGUACUGGCGAAGCGGAAAUGUCAGUGGUGGCUGGAGCUAACCUAAUGUUCGGCCCUGAUAUGUCCAUUCUGCUUGGCGCAGCGAAGAUUCUGUCACCAGAUGGCAAGUCGCAAAUGUGGGAUCACAAAGCCAAUGGCUUCUCUCGUGGUGAGGGCUUUGGCGUCACUGUCCUCAAGCCUCUCGAUGCUGCUCUUCGAGAUGGAAACACAAUUCGUGCUGUGGUCUUAGCAUCUGCAGCCAAUGAAGAUGGCCGGACCCCCGGAAUCUCGUUGCCUAACAGUGAAGCGCAACAGGAACUUAUUCGUAAAGCGUAUGCGCAGGCGGGCGUUGACCCGCGCUCUACAGGCUAUGUCGAGGCGCACGGCACUGGCACUCAAGCUGGAGAUCCACUGGAAGCCCGCGCCAUAACCGAAACUAUCGGCAAGGACCGAACAACAGAUCUCUACGUCGGGAGUGUCAAGACAAAUAUCGGCCAUCUGGAAGGUGCAGCUGGUGUCGCCGGCGUCAUCAAAGCGGCACUGGUCGUUGAACGAGGUCUCAUCCCACAAAACUUGUGGUUUGAGAAGCUCAAUCCUGCUAUCACCUUGCCUGAGAACGUAAGGAUCCCUCAGCAGACGACAGAGUGGCCGAAUGACGGACCUCGGCGGGCAAGUAUAAACUCUUUCGGCUUCGGAGGUGCCAAUGCGCACGUCAUUCUGGAAGACGCUGCAUCAUAUCUGUCGAGAAAUGGUCUCUCGGGGCGACAUCGAACAGCGAAGAAAGCGCUACCCAGCGGUUCCGAGCCACAGAGCCAGGAUCUGAAGCGAAAACGAGUGUUCCCUCUCUCCUCUUACGACCAGUCCGGAGUGAAGAGGGCAGCAGGCACUCUUCGAGAAUAUGUUGCCGCUCGAGACGAGGAAGGCUUGAGACUGGAUGAACUUGCAUACACGCUCGCCUCUAAGCGCACAUCACAUCCGUGGAAGUCCUUUGCCAUCGCAGCCAGCGUGAGCGACCUUAACUCUGCACUUGACAGCACAGUAGCCCCAGUCCGGUCGUCUGAUGCUUCAAUACCUCGACUGGCGUUCGCAUUUACUGGUCAAGGCGCUGCAUGGCCAACUAUGGGCCGCGCUCUGCUCACUUACGAUGCGUACAGAGCAAGCAUCACACGUGCUGGAGACGUGAUACGCUCAUUAGGUUGCAAUUGGGAUAUCAUUGACGAGUUGCAGCGUGCUAAUGCAGAGGAGACCCUCAAGCUUGCAGAAUACAGUCAGCCUCUGUGCACAGCAGUUCAGCUCGCUCUUGUUGAUCUGCUAGCACAUUGGGGCGUCAGACCUUCUGCGGUCGUAGGUCACUCGUCUGGAGAGAUUGCGGCCGCUUAUGCUGCUGGACAUGUAUCAUUCGAGACAGCAGUGACUGUGGCCUGGCUACGUGGCCAUGUUUCAAGCACUGUGGCUCGGCAAAGCACCAAAGGCGCCAUGAUGGCAGUCAAUCUUGGUGGCGAUGCCAUUCAGGAUCGUGUACAGCAACUCACACAAGGCAAGGCUAUUGUUGCGUGCUGGAACAGCCCCAAAGCUUGCACCAUCUCGGGAGACGUCGCUGCCGUGGACGAACUGUACGAGCAGCUCAAGUCGGAACAAAUCAAUUGCACGAAGCUUGCAAUCGAUUGUGCAUAUCACAGCCACCAUAUGUACGCUGUCCGAGAGGCAUACGAACAGGCUCUCGCCGGCUUGCCGACCGUGAACAACCAGGAUGCCAUUCCAAUGUUCUCGAGCGUCACUGGGAAGCUGGUGCAGCCAGGCGAACUCGGUCCCUCGUACUGGGUCGAUAAUCUAGUCUCUCCUGUAGCCUUCACCACGGCUACGCAGGCUUUGCUCAACCACACCAACGAGCAAAGGAAGAUUCACGAUCGAGAUCCUUUCGCUAGCGUGCUCCUCGAGGUUGGCCCUCACUCUGCGCUGAGAUCGUAUCUGCUUGACAUCUUCCGAGACACCAAAUUUCCAGGCAUCACAUACUCCACACUGCUUCGCAGGAAGUUCGCUGCCGACGAAACCGCACUUUCUGCAAUCGGCGAACUGUGGGCUCGCGGGUGUCGUGUUAGUCUCGACAAAGUUAACGGCAUUCAUACUGACACGAACAUGCUUACUGACCUGCCUCCAUAUAGCUGGAACCACGAGCUUUCCUUUUGGGACGAGAGUUACCUGAGCAGAGAAUACCGCCUACGUGAGGCACCGCGUAAAGAUCUCAUCGGCUACCGGAUUCCUGGAACUGUUGACCCGACCUGGCGCAACUUCUUGCGCUGUAGCGAGUCGCCUUGGAUUCGCGAACAUCAAGUACAAGGCGCGAUACUGUACCCUGGAGCUGGUAUGGUGGUCAUGGCCAUCGAGGCGGCCCGUCAGCUCGCCGAUGCAAACCAAGAGGUGCUUGGCUUCGAGCUCCGCGAUGUUGCCAUAGUCACCGCUCUGCGUGUUCCUGACGAUGUCAAAGGCAUUGAAGUCAUGGUGCAGCUGCAUCCUCGCAGGGUCUCCACCAAAGCUGGUCCAUCGUCAACGAUCAACGAGUUUACCGUUUCUAGCUGGUCUGCGGAUGCCAAGGAAUGGACAACGCACGCACGUGGUUUAAUCUCGAUCACCUACGAAUCGUCGUUGACGCCAACGAUGCAGCAAGAGGCAGCUCUUGAAGCCAAAGCGCUUCAAGACAGCUUCUCUGAAGCAAAGGAGCGUUGCAACAAGCCGGCGCGAGCCUUCCUCUACGAUAAUGUCGAGACCAUCGGCAUGAAGUACGGUCCCGUCUUCCGCAACAUCCAGUCUCUCUUUGCAGGGCCGAGCGAGAGUUAUGGUACAAUCACAGUGCCGGACACAAAAUCCACUAUGCCGCAGCAAUUCGAGUACGACUCUAUUAUACAUCCUGCAACGCUGGACAGCGUUUUGCAUCUUCUGUUUCCAUCCAUUAGCGGAACCGAACAAUCUCUGAACGAAGCAGUGGUACCCUUCUCCUUCGAGCGAAUCUUCAUGUCUGCCGAUGUGCCUAAAGUGCCAGGUUCGAAACUGAUCGGCAUUUCGAAAGCGCAGAAGACGAGCUACACGACUUGGGUGUCCGAGAUCUCUGUGACUACGGAAGACUACAGCAAGCCUUUGAUUGUUAUGGAAGGUUUGGGUCUUGCAUCAGUCGGUGCUUCGUCUGAGCAGCCAGAAGUCCGAGCCAGUACUUUCACUCACGUCUGGCAUCCUGACGUUGAACUUAUGUCGCCGGCGCAGAUCAAGGAGACGAUCUACUCCAGGACUAUCCCAAACGCCGACGAUGACUCUGUACUGGAUCUGCUGGAGUACGUGUGCCUGGUGCACAUCUACCGCUGCCUUGACUGGUUCAAGGCCGAUGGAGCUUCUCAUAUCCCGCAGGACGGAUUCUGGAAGCUGUACGUGGAGUGGAUGCACGACCGCAUCAAGGAGUUCGAGCCAAUCUCCUCGGAUCCUGCUGAAGUGGACAGCAAGCUCGAGUUUGCGCGAAAGCGGAUUUCAACAAGCCACUCGGGCGAUAUCACAGUGCAGAUGGUUGAUCACAUUGGAAAGAACCUCAACAAGAUCUUCACGAGAGAAGUCGAACCCUUGCAGGUUAUGCUGGAAGAUGACUUGCUGUAUACGUUCUACCAGGGAGCCUUUGGUGCCUCGUACAAUUCAAACUGCGCGGAAUAUGUGGGUCUCAUCGCCGACACGCAACCAGGCCUCAAAAUCUGUGAGAUCGGAGCGGGCACUGGUGGUACGACAGGACAUGUGCUUGACCGUCUACGGAGAGAAGACGGAUCGUCGAAGGCGUCACAGUACUACUUCACAGACAUCUCACCUGGAUUCCUGGCCAAGGCCGCCGAUCGCUUCACACAAGAUGCCGCCAUCAUGGAAUUUGGCACGCUGAACAUCGAGAACGACCCCAUCGCACAAGGCUUCGAGCCGGAGAGUUUCGAUCUUAUUGUUUGCGCGAAUGUGCUACACGCGACGAAGAGCAUACAGGAGACUUUGAAUCACUGCAAGAUGCUGCUCAAGCCCGGUGGUCAGCUCGUACUUUCCGAGGUCACUAUAAAGCGUAUCUUCUGUGGUUUCAUCAUGGGUCCUUUGCCGGGGUGGUGGCUGGGCGAGGAUGAUGGUCGCACUGGAGGUCCGCUGCUUGAUGUUCCGGAGUGGGACGCUGCGCUGAAGCAAGCUGGAUAUUCUGGUGUUGAUCUCGAUGUUAGAGGUGAUCGGGAAGGUUCAAAGGAGCCGGUCUCUUUGAUUGUGUCUACGAAGGCGGCUGCCGGUGCUGAGCAGGAGCGCGCAGAGUUUGCGAUCAUUCGCACCGCAGAUUCUGCUUCUGUUAAGUUGGCUGAUGCGAUUGCCAGCGCUGUGAAGGCCGAGAAGUCCGACUCCAACAUCCUCGAGUGGCCAAAUUUCAGCGUCCAGGACGUCAAAGACAGAUACUGCAUCUGUCUGGCAGAGUGGCAGAAACCCAUCCUCGCCAACAUCUCAGAGGACGACUGGACCACUUUACGUCAGCUUAUGCAGAGCUCAGCUGGCACUCUGUGGGUCACUGGCGGUGCAGCAAUGGACUGCCUCGAGCCACAUCAAUCACUCAUGGUCGGUCUUGCUCGUGCAAUCCGCAACGAGAACGCAGGUACCCGUCUUGCCACAUUGGACAUUGACACGCAUGAGCACUUCAACGCAGCAGAUUCUGCUCUUGCUAUUACCAAGGUGGCUAGAUUUCACAGUCGUGGGGAGACUACAGAUGGUGAGUAUGCAGCUCGCGGCUCUUUGGUCUAUCUACCUCGUGUUGAGCGCACGCUCGACGUCGACGCUUCGCUUCGUAAGUAUGAAGCGAAAGGAGAGCCGGAGCCCACGUCGUUCACAAAGUGUGGUCGCCCGCUCAAGUUGACCAUCAAGACUCCUGGUCUCUUGGACACAUUCCGCUGGCAAGAGGACGAGACUUACCAUACGCCACUUCAGGACGACUGGAUCGAGAUCGAGGUUAAGGCAGUUGGUCUCAACUUCAAAGAUGUCCUCGUCGCUCUCGGCAACCUCAACGAGAAGAAACUUGGUGUGGACGUCGCCGGUGUUGUCACUCGGGUCGGCUCUGCCAGCACAGCUUUCAAGCCUGGCGAUCGAGUGAUGACGGCAAGCUGUGACACCUUCGCCACUUUUGUACGCUUCCCAGCGAAGGGUGCCAUUCCGAUGCCCGAAGGCAUGAGCUUUGAAGAAGCGGCGUCGAUGCCACUGAUUUUCCUCACGGCCUACUACGCUCUGGUUAUCGCAGGGCAAUUGCAGCGCGACGAGAGUAUUCUCAUUCACGCCGCAGCUGGAGGCGUUGGCCAGGCUGCGAUCAUUCUUGCUCAACACAUCGGCGCCGAAAUCUUCGCUACAGUGGGAUCCGAGGAGAAGAAACAACUCAUCAUGAAGCAAUACAACAUCGCAGAAGACCACAUCUUCAGCAGCCGUGAUCUAAGCUUCGCCAAAGGUAUCAAGCGCAUGACACAGAACAAGGGCGUAGACGUCGUCCUCAACUCGCUCGCUGGCGAAGCUCUGCGACAGUCCUGGCACUGUCUUGCCAAGUUUGGCCGUUUCCUGGAGAUCGGCAAGGCUGACUUGUUUGCCAACACCGGGCUGGACAUGCAACCUUUCUUGGAGAACAAGUCCUAUAUCGGCGUCAACCUGCUGGACUUCGAGAAUAAUCCUACGCCACGAGCGGUAAAGCUGUGGGAUGAUGUGUCGAAAUUGAUCAACGCAGGCGCUCUUCGACCUGUUCAGCCGAUUCAGCAGUUCACUUUCUCGGAAGUGGAGAAGGCUUUCCGGUAUAUGCAGACUGGCAAGCACAUGGGUAAAGUGGUGCUGCGUGUCGACGAUGCCGAUGUGGUACCUGCUGUCCCACGUACACCGAAGGUCGACAUUGUCGAGGAUGCCACAUACAUUGUUGCCGGUCUUGGCGGUAUUGGUCGGGAGAUUGGGCGUUGGCUGGCUGAGAAAGGUGCCAAAAAUCUUGUCUUUCUUUCUCGUUCUGCGGCAUCUGGCGCUGAGAAUAAGGCCUACGUGGAAGACUUGCGAAAUACUUACAGCACGAAUGCCAUCGCAUUCGACUGUGAUGUGGGCAACCGUGCGGCACUGCAGGCGGUGCUCAACGACAUCAGCAAUCUGCCUCCAAUUCGAGGUUGUGUGACUGGAGCAAUGGUCCUCAAGGAUACACUCUUCGACAGCAUGACAGUGGACGAUCUACGCAUUACUGUUGGACCCAAGGUACACGGCACUUGGAACUUGCACGAUCUUCUGCCACAGGAACUGGACUUCUUUGUCAUGCUCUCUUCUCUCGCUGGUGUCAUGGGCCACCGAGGACAAGGCAACUACGGAUGCGGCAAUAUCUUCCAAGACUACUUCGCGUCUUACCGUCGAUCCCUUGGCCUGCGAGCAAUGACGAUCGACAUCGGAUACCUGUUGUCAGUUGGCUUCGUUGCCGACAACGACCAAUAUGUCGACCACGUCAAAGCAAUGGGUUUGAAAGUCAUGCACAACUCCGACCUGCAUGGCCUCAUCGCCACUGCCAUCGAGGGUAGUGAUGCUCAUCCUGCGCAAGUUAUGUGUGGUCUGCCGUACAACGAGUACUCAUCUCAAUGGUACUGGAUGGACGACAAUCGCUUCGCUGGUUUGAGAAACCUUCAUGGCGGCAAAUCUUCAACCAGUUCCUCGGCAACGGAACUGAAAGAUGAGCUGUCACGCUGUGCCGAUCUCAGUACCGCUGUUGAACUGAUCAGCAAUGCCAUGGCUGAACGACUGGCAAGAUUAAUGAUGAUCCCAGCAGCCGAUGUUGAUGUCAACAAGCCUCUAAGUGCCUACGGCGUUGACAGUUUGGUCGCCGUCGAGGUCCGGAAUUGGAUUGCGAAACAAAUGCUGGUCGAGGUCAGUGUGUUCGAAAUCAUGGCAAAUGUGCCUAUGAAACAACUGGCCGGGGAUCUGGCGGCGAAGAGUAAGAUCGUUGUUGUGAAACAGGAAUAGAAGUCCAUGCCUUGAAGAUGAUGGUGCUCCCUCGGAAAUGAGAUCUGUGGCCUUUGAUCGGUCGGAGUUCGUAGCUCAUAGCCGGUUCACAGUCCGUCUAUAUCUGGUCAGACAUUCGAUCGAGCCAGUCGUGCUAUUGCUUACUCCUUUCGUCAACCACACGUAAUAUGAUUACUGAUCCCUCGAUUUACCCACCAAGGAGUGAUUGUGCCAAGGCACAGGCUAUAGUCACUUUGGACGCUUGAUAGCAACAACAGAGUACUGCUCCGUCUCCCUUGGUGAUACGACUCUUCCCUCUCAAAAAGUCUGUGCGCCAUAUUGUACUUCCCAGAAGUCCAGCCUCACAACCCCUCACCUCGAAGUCAACAUCAAUAUGAAGCAACUCACAGCCAUCACAACCAUCAUCGCAUUUCUCUGCAGCUUCGCUGUGGCAGAUUGUGGGCCAUAUCAAAGAGUCAUGACCUACGAAGACUGCCACGAGCGUUGCACGACUCAAUAUCCUGGUUCAGUGCCGCCUGAGGGAGAAUUCACUGGGCGCCCCAAAAGCGCUUGUAUCGACGGGUGUAUUGGGACU